Plodia interpunctella (Indianmeal moth) is the source of this 511-nucleotide messenger RNA. RefSeq lists its product as uncharacterized. The transcript has 3 exons. The record is from RefSeq and is a predicted model, not a curated record. Lineage: Eukaryota; Metazoa; Arthropoda; Insecta; Lepidoptera; Pyralidae. Bases 113 to 511 code for a protein of 132 amino acids. Gene Ontology annotation, biological process: positive regulation of voltage-gated potassium channel activity; regulation of synaptic transmission, cholinergic; sleep.
AUAGGUGGUAUCGGGAAUGGACUAAGGUGUCGGUGAAACCCAGUUUAACCAGUGUGAGAGAGGACGCGAGUUGGCGCGGCGUGUGCUGCGAACCAGCGAGAACCAGAUCAGAAUGGACACCACUAUUAUCGCCUUUCUGGCUGCGUGCAGUUUCCUUCAGCAAGUUUUCACACUGUCCUGCUACGAAUGCAACAGCCUUGAUAAUGAGCUGUGUCAGCAGCGCCCGCCCGACUCAGUUAGCAGGGUGUGCCCCCAAGACAACCCUGUGUGCAGGGUCAUAUACCUGGAGGUCAACACCAUCUUUCAAGGCAGGACGCCUCACAGCAGGGUCGUCAGGACCUGUGGGGAUAUGGAUGGUAAAGACGAAUCGAGACCCUGUUACCGAAUAUCAGACUACGGCACCCACCAAAAGGUGUGUUCCUGUGCGGAAGACCACUGCAACUCCUCACCAGCACCUGCUUCCACAUUACAAUUCAUAGGCACGGCGUUACUACUAGCUAUGUUACUUUAG